CAAACUUAUGAAGUAUCACAUAAUUUUAUAUACCAGUGUGUCAAGUCUGAAAGAACAUUUUGGUUGCUAAAUAAAACGUCUCCCCUAUACUUGUUCGUCGAUUUGAAGAAAAGCGAUGUAGUUUAUUGCAAAGUCCCUCCCCCAGGUUUCUGUGCGUUGUGAAUGUGAGUGCGCUCUCUGCGUCCCACAUUCAGUCCGUGCGCGCACGGGAGCGCACUGAGCACCUCCGCGGAUCAGACGGUAAGGGGGAGACAGAGAGCACACGCGGGUUUCAACUGUUGCUGGACAUCACAUCCUCAGUCGCCGUCGUUAACAUGCAAGUUCACAUCGCCGGCAUCCUGAUGUGCGGAGUGUCGGUGGUGCUGACCAUGUUUAAUGUAUCAGAGGAUCGGACUCACUGCCCACUGGGCUACUUCCCCUGUGGAAACCUCAGUACCUGUCUUCCUCAGCUACUACACUGCAAUGGCGUGGACGACUGUGGGAAUCAGGCAGAUGAGGAGAAUUGUGGAGACAAUAAUGGUUGGCCUCAUCUCUUUGAUAACUAUUUUGGCAUCCCCAGUAAUAACCUUGGAACCAAGUCAAACGCCUGCUUGCUUGGGACCGUCCCAGCUGAGUGCCAGUGCAGGGACCUGGAGCUUGACUGUGACGGUGCUCACUUUAAAGACGUUCCCACAGUAUCCAUUAAUGUCACCAUGAUGUCCCUACAGAGGAACCGGCUUAGAAAGCUAAAUGCUGACAUGUUCUUGAAGUAUCAGAGCCUUCAAAAGCUGUAUCUCCAGCACAACCGAAUUAAAGCAGUGCACCCACAUGCUUUCAGAGGCCUUUACAAUCUGACAAGACUGUAUCUCAGUUAUAAUCGAAUCACCACCCUACUUCCCAAUGUGUUCCAGGAUUUGCACAAACUAGAAUGGCUGAUUCUGGAGAACAACAAUAUUCAUCACAUCUCCUCUUUGACCUUCUCUGGUUUGCGCUCCCUUGUGCUUCUAGUGUUGUUGAACAAUGCUCUCACGAAGCUUGAUGACAUUUGCCUGGAAAUGCCACGAUUAAAUUGGCUAGACGUUGAGGGAAAUAAGAUGGAGACUGUGGGAAAUGUGACCUUCAGGUCCUGUAACAUGUUAACAGUCCUGGUCCUCCAGCGGAACCGCAUUAGUUACAUCCACAAGCAGGCUUUCUCUCUGCUUCGUAAACUGGGCGAGCUGGAUUUGUCCAGUAACAGAAUCGAAGCAAUCCCUCCUGAUCUUUUCGUCAGUCUUGGAGACCUGCUUCAGCUGAAUAUUUCAUAUAACCCUAUCACGGACCUGCGUGUGGACCUCUUUGACAAGCUGCAUAAGUUAAAGUCCCUGAGCAUUGAGGGAAUCGAAAUUGGGAACAUUCACAGAAAGAUGUUUGAACCUCUCAAGAACCUGACUCACAUCUACUUCAAAAAGUUUCAGUAUUGUGGCUAUGCACCUCACGUCCGCAGCUGCAAGCCCAAUACUGAUGGCAUCUCUUCUUUUGAGGACCUUUUGGCCAACAUCGUGCUGCGUGUCUUCGUCUGGGUUGUCUCAGCAACGACAUGUUUCGGCAACAUCUUUGUGAUCUGCAUGCGGUCCUACAUUCGCUCCGAAAACAAGCUCCAUGCCAUGUGCAUCAUCUCUUUAUGCUGUGCAGAUGGUCUGAUGGGUGUCUACCUCUUCAUGAUAGGCGCAUAUGACCUGAAGUUUCGGGGCGAGUAUAAUCGUCACGCUCAGGCCUGGAUGGAUAGUGUACCCUGUCAAGUGAUUGGAUCUCUAGCCAUGCUCUCAACCGAGGUGUCAGUUCUGCUCCUCACCUACCUCACCCUGGAGAAAUACAUCUGUAUCGUCUACCCGUUCCGAUACCUGACCCCUGGCCGUAGACGUACUGUUACCAUUUUGGUGGUCAUCUGGAUCUUGGGCUUUGUUAUUGCUUUCCUGCCUCUCGUCUGUAAAGGGGUUUUCAGAAACUUCUAUGGAACCAAUGGCGUGUGUUUCCCUUUGCAUUCUGAGCAGCCAGAGACUCUCGGAGCACAGAUCUACUCCAUUGUGAUCUUUCUGGGUCUCAAUCUGGUUGCCUUCCUCAUCAUCGUAUUGUCUUAUGGAAGCAUGUUUUACAAUAUCCAGAGAACAGGAACCCAGACGACCAAAUACACCAACCACAUUAAGAAAGAGCUGACCAUUGCCAAACGCUUCUUCUCCAUUGUCAUCACCGAUUCGCUCUGCUGGAUCCCCAUUUUCAUACUCAAGAUUCUUUCCCUGAUGGAGGUCGAAAUCCCUGGAACCAUCAGCUCCUGGGUCGUCAUCUUCAUUCUGCCGAUCAACAGCGCUCUCAACCCCAUCUUGUACACGCUGACCACGCGGCCCUUCAAAGAGACACUGCUGCAGGUGUGGUCCAACUACAGACAGCGGAGACCCCUCAUCAGCAGCCACCCGGCUCAUCUGCCUUCCUUUACGUGGCAGGAAAUGUGGCCUCUGCAAGAAAACAGCCAAACCCUCUGCACACAUCCAUCCGAAAUGUCUAACACCACCCAGCUGCUGCCCGUGGAGGGGUCGAACGGGACAUGAGGGGGUCUGAUGGAGUCCUGCCAUCAGCAUCUUGUCAUGCCUCAUAGCCAUGGACUCAUUCUGAAAGAACAUACAGUUUUUUUUGUAUGUUUGUGGAUGUUAACAUGCAUGUCCUCACUCAGAGCAGGGAUAAUAAUGAUGCACUGUUUGCCAUCAUGAGUGUGUGUUUGUUUGGGAGGAUAUUAGGAGAACGGCACAAAAAAACAACGACACAGAGCCCUACUGAAAAGACCUGCUGGUUUAUGCUGAUUUGUGCUGGUCUCUGUGGUUUACCAAGGGAAAGCUGUUGGUUAAGAGCAUUGUCAAAAAAUUACAAGUCUGUCAUCAUUUUGUUCCACCCUCAUGUCGUUUCAUAUAAAAUUCUUUUAUUUUA
Cyprinus carpio (common carp) is the source of this 2934-nucleotide messenger RNA. Its product is annotated as relaxin receptor 1-like. The record is from RefSeq and is a predicted model, not a curated record. The coding region runs from base 315 to 2561 and encodes 748 amino acids. The transcript has 19 exons. Gene Ontology annotation, molecular function: protein binding; G protein-coupled receptor activity. NCBI's taxonomy places the organism in Eukaryota, Metazoa, Chordata, Actinopteri, Cypriniformes, Cyprinidae. Gene Ontology annotation, biological process: G protein-coupled receptor signaling pathway. Gene Ontology annotation, cellular component: membrane.